AUGGACGAUCCGAUGGAUCAGCUGCUGAAGGAAGCAGGUGAGAGAGCGGUGCUGAGUGGUGGGAGGCAGUGGGGGAGGGAGGGGAGUGGUGCAAGGGUGGGUGUUGGUGCUUCUAGUGCUGGUCGAUUUGAAUCGGGGAGUGGGGAGGAAGGGGCGAGCAGCGAACUACCGGGAGCUGAGAGCGCGGCUGCAGCAGCGUGGAGUGGAGGAGUGGGCAGGAAGGGGCGAGCAGCAGACUAUCAGGAGCUGAGAGCGCGGCUGCAGCAGCGACUGGAGGAGCUGAGGAAGCGGAGGAACGCGGAGAGAGCCUCUGCUGCUAGCGAGUGGCGGAAGAAACAGAGGGAGACGGGCGCUGAGGGGGACAAGAAGGGGAAGAAGGGGGGGAAGGAGCGGAAGAAGGGGAAAGGAGGCGUCGGGGGUGGGGGUGAGAGGGAGGGUGCGGUGGUGGGUGGUAAACGGAAGCAGCAGGAGAGGGAAGGGGAUGGGGGGAAGGAGGGGAAGAAGGAGCGGAUUGGGAAGGAGAAGGGUGGAGGGAAGGGAGGAAGAGGAGGGCUAGUGGGAGCAGCAGCAGCAGGAGGAGGAGGAGGAAGAGGAGGAGGGGGAAGAGGGGAGGGGCAUGGGUUAGCAGAUGAUGAGGUGAUUCCUUUGGAUCUGGAGUUUGGGCGGGUGAAGCUGGGGGAUAAGGCAGCAGCAGGGCCGGGGAUGGGAGGCGGGAAGAAGGGGAAGAAGGACGGCGGGAAGGUAUCUGCCAAGAAGCUUCUGGAGCAAGCGGCUAAGAUUCAGGAGAAGCUCAAGGGGCGGAAGCUGGGAGAUAAGGCCUUGGCUGAAGUGGAGACCCACCUGUGGAACGCGGCGAGCAGCAGGGCGGCAGGCGGAAAGGUGUUUGACGAUCCAAACAUGCUCAGCAAGCAGCAGAAGAGGGAGCAGCGGCAGAAGGAGAAGAGCGCCAAGCUAUGGAAGGAGAGGCAGAUGGCAGUGCGUAAAGCAAUGAAGGACAGACAGGACAAGCGCAAGGGGAACAUUCAGGAGCGAAAGGACAACAAGAUCGCUGCUAAGAUCGCUCGGAGGGAGAAGAAGCUGAUGCGGCCGGGCUUUGAAGGGCGGGCAGGGGGCACAGCGUUGAAUGCUCAAGCAGCAGCACCCACACCAUAA
Closterium sp. NIES-65 is the source of this 1152-nucleotide messenger RNA. NCBI's taxonomy places the organism in Eukaryota, Viridiplantae, Streptophyta, Zygnematophyceae, Desmidiales, Closteriaceae. The record is from the annotation of a GenBank genome assembly.